This is a messenger RNA of Lichtheimia ornata, 2028 nucleotides long. RefSeq lists its product as uncharacterized. The transcript is spliced from 10 exons. Lineage: Eukaryota; Fungi; Mucoromycota; Mucoromycetes; Mucorales; Lichtheimiaceae. Bases 1 to 2028 code for a protein of 675 amino acids. Gene Ontology annotation, molecular function: nucleic acid binding. The record is from RefSeq and is a predicted model, not a curated record. Gene Ontology annotation, biological process: DNA integration.
AUGACUUGUACUGAUCCAUCCCUUUUCAUUGGUGUCGAACGCACAUGGCUUUCCAAAGAAAAGUUUGCUUCUCUCGUUGACAAGUAUCUCGAUAAUCGUUCACCUGGUUCUACUGAAACUACUGGCACGGUCGAUACCGGCAAGACGGAAAAGACGUUCAUUGAUUCGACGAUGUACGAAGACAUCAAACGAGUCCUCAAUAAUGAGAUGCCAACGCAGAUAUGGUGUCCUAAUUUUACGUAUUGGGCGCGUAAUGCGUUUAUGUUGAAGCAACUAUCAAGCGGGGAAACAUUUCUUGUGCGUAAAUCUGGUAACAGAAACAGUGGGAAGACUGUUGCCAUCCUCGAGCAGCUGGAUGCCAUGAGAAAUAAGCUCAAGGAAUUUGUUAAUUGCCCUACACAAUUUGUUACCUUGGUAAUUGACCAUUGUAGCACUUGCGCCAUGAUGAAACCAAAGAAGCCUAUUAAGACCGCUGGAAGAGCAAUACACGUCAAGUCAUUCUUAUCGAAACUUCAGAUGGAUUUGAUUGAUUACGGGGGCAAUCGCACACGAUCCGGUGACCUGCGUUAUAUAUUACACCUCAGGGAUCAUCGCACCAAGUAUUCAUGGGCAUACGCGCUUCCUUCUAAACGGGCUGCCGAUGUGGGGGAAAAGCUUCACGAUUUGUUUUGCCAAGUUGGUCCACCAAAAGAAUUGCAAAGUGAUAAUGGUGGCGAAUUCACUGCUAUUGACAUGCUCACCAAGCUUAGGCAAAAGUGGCCAACGAUCACGUUUGUGAGAGGCAGGCCUCGUCAUCCACAAUCACAAGGUCUGAUAGAGCGUGGGAACCAGACGUUAAAACGGAAGUUGAAUGCAUGGUGUCACGAUCAUCGCCGUGAAGGUGUUCACUGGAGCGAAGGUCUUUCCGAAGUUGUAUACAGCAUGAAUACGACGUGGUCAAAACCUAUCAACACAACACCUUACCGCAUGGUUUAUGGUCAAGGUCCACACACAAAUUAUCCUCCUACGUCAAAUGGCCUUGUUGGUGAUUUUUUCGAGGAUCACGGUUACGUCCAAGGAUAUGAAAGUGAUGGCAGCCAUGAGUCGGAGGACCUUUUCUACGAUACCGAUGACGCUGAAGACAACCAUGACAAUAGCGAUGAAAAUGAAAUUGACUCAGCUACUUCGGAAAGCAGCCUGGUUCCAUUAUCUCCCAACAUGUCACAAGAUGUCGAUCAGCAUAGCGAAUCCAGUGAUGAAUAUUCUUCAUGGGAUGGAUGCGAUGAUUCCCAUGCGCAACAUACUGAAGACCUUACCACCGAGCCAGGUUCAUUGGAUGAUCUAGCAAGGUUUGAUGAUGUUUUCGCGGAUGGAGCUUUUGAAGAUUAUUUGGAACGUACGAAAAAUGAACCUGCUACUCGACGUCCUGGUUUCAUUGUGGAUCCCACCUCCGAAGAUGACAUCACAUUUGUACAAGAUGAUGACUACUCUUCCCUUACUUUGGACGCCUGCCAAGAAAAUAUUAGCAUACGGCCAUGUACCGAUAUAGGCAGCGAGCAAGAAACCUCCGAUAUUGAGGAUGACGAAGAUAUCGCUAUGCGACAUGUUGCUAUUCGCGAUGCUGCAGCUAUCACCUAUAACAACAGUGUCCAUGCAAUCCAAAAGCGACUAAAAAGCUUAGUACAAGCUAUCCCAGUAUACGAAGUUGGCGAGUUUGUAGGUGUGCCAAUAGACGACCAUCUUCGGACCAAAAUGGACCCAUGUUACCUUCCAGCAAUUGUUAAUCAUGUGUCAUCUCAUAAUCAAGGCUCAAUGGUGUACAAGGUGUGCUGCCUACAUGGUCCACUGGCACGGUCGUAUCGGGGUCAUGAGCUUCAAGAUUGUCGCCAUGUACGUUUUGACGAACUUGAUGAAGUGGAUCUCGAAGCAAUAACAGAAGAUACCUUGGAGUUGUCUAUGGCCGAUGCUCUUGACCUCCACUGCAUACAUUGGGCACUGUUGUGUACGCGUUUGAGAAGUAGAAAGGAUAAAACAAAGAAAGUACAGUGA